Messenger RNA from Phytophthora infestans T30-4, 882 nucleotides. Its product is annotated as RXLR effector family protein, putative. The coding region runs from base 31 to 882 and encodes 283 amino acids. The transcript has a single exon. Lineage: Eukaryota; Oomycota; Peronosporomycetes; Peronosporales; Peronosporaceae. The record is from RefSeq and is a predicted model, not a curated record.
AACGAUUUAUCUUCGUCUACGAGCGCACCCAUGCAUCUAAGCCCCAUUCUACUGGUGACACUGAUCACUAUUCUUGCCUGGAACAGUGUUCUUGUGGCGGCGACUGAGAAGACUAUCGCUUCACUUGUAGACCACGUUACAGGCACAGGCUACGAUGGCGUCAACCAGGGGAGAUUUCGUAGGACGGCCAGCGCAAACAACAACGUCGCUGGUGCAGCAGAUUCGCUUGCUUUGGACGAAAGGGCUAAUCCGAUAACUUCCUUUCUGAAGGAGAUUCCCAAUAAGAUCCCUUUGUCUUGGAAGACUACCUGGUGGCUUGAUCGAUACAAGUCGGUAGACUUCGUCGAGGAAAAGCUGGGUAUGAAGGGUUUGACAAACGCUGAAAAAUUGGUCCACAAGAACUACAAUCGUUUGGAAAGAUAUUCCAAAAAGCUCAAGGAGAACAUUAUAUGGAGGGCUAUCCGCAGGGACGUCAGCACAUACAGAGUGUGGGACGAUUUGGGCCUCAAUCAGAAGACAACGCUACAUCCAACGACAACAACGUGGAGUAAGGUACCAGACGAAGAAAUUCUUGCUCAGCUGGCAAAAAUCCAGAAAACCGAGGCAUUUAAGGAGUACAAACAGUAUGCUGUUGCAUACGACGCCUACAAAGUCAGCCUGUUUGGCUCGGGCUACUACCGCCCUACUGUGUUUUUCGACAAGAACGCCACACCGCUGGAAAAGAUGGCAAGAAUUCAAAUUUGGGUGGAAACAAAAAGACCCACAGUGUAUGUGAAGGAGUUUUUGGGUUUGCAGCAUGCGAAGGCGGACAAGCUCCGAAACGACCGAUUUUACCAAUUCUACUCGAGGGAACUGACGAAGGCGGGCGUCAGUGGUUAUUAA